CAAGAAUAUUUGAUAGAGAUAGGAAUAAUAUCUUAGGUUGAAAAAGUUGAUGUCUGAAUCAAUGAAGAUCACAACAUUGACAUUCCAUAGUUCCUCACUCUUCAUACCAGGAGGAACGUGAAGUAGCACAAGAGGAUGGACAAUUCGGACCCACCUGGGCAUGGCCUCUGGGCAAGUUGAACAUUGAUCUUUCCGGGGUCGAGUUUGUAUUGGACUUCUGCAAUAUUGUUGCUGCCGCUCAGUCACCUUUUACCCAAGAACAUUAUGUGCAGAGGAGUUUUUUUUAAUUUUUCCGCAUUAGUAGACUGCCCAAGACUUGUGACUCGCGAAAAUCAAAUGUCAUAAGAGGGACCCACGCAUGACGAGAUGAUUGAGUGUCGCCAUAUUGAAGACGCAUGCUCAGGUCACAAGAGAAGAAACGGAAUGGCACUUCUUGAACAUGAACUACGUACUUGUUCUAACAGCAAGUGGAGUUAGAGUUGAAGGAGCUUGGCUUCAAGCAUCGAGGGAAUGCAUGGAAUCCGAGAGCGGCAGCUGAUAUGAACAAUCCAACCACUACCUACGGUUCCAGCUGGAGACUGAAUUAUGAAUAAAAUACAUUCGUGACUAUUUCUUUGUCACUAUUUGGUUCUAUUUUGUAGUUAAAAGACGAUGAUGAGCUUUACUCUGACGAUACGCUUGUGUUGGCUUUUUUUGACGAGGACAGCUAGAAAAACUGCAAUUAGAUUUAGAAGAACAAUCUAUUUUCUCUAUUGCAGUAUCGUGUCUAUCUUCUAACGAAAGAUGCAACUGGCAUGCGCGAAGCUUCUGCAGACAAAGUUGAUAAUUUUGGAGCACUCAUCCAUCUUCACCCACUUGGACGUCCGAAACAUCGCUCUUAUCAAAGCGUGGCUCAGAAAUUAGGCUAGAGCAGAUUCUAUCCAGUUCCAGAACAACUCCAUCGAGUAUAUUUGGAGUCUACAGAAGAUGAUGGGUUUUUAGCCCGCAGCCUCGACAACUGAAAAUAACCGAGUUACUGACUGAAAUAAGGGAGGUAGCUUUGACAGGGCUACUCUUCCUUGUUCAGUAUCUCCCUUAUUUGAAAUAGUUACUCGCUCUCGCUUAUUUCAGUUUUUCGUACAUGAUAUUUUGGACAAUCCUAGAUAGCCGUCAGUAUGGGCAGCACUUUUUUCGCAAUCGCUCCCUUUAAAAUGAUUUCGUGAACAACUUGGAAGGGGGAGCUGACGGAACCGUGCUUGUCUUCAACUGCGCGGAUGAAGUUUUCGUAGCCGAUACGUGUACGGGAAACAUCCUGGAACUACACCGCGAAAAAGUUACAGCCUAU
Molecule: messenger RNA, 1324 nt
Organism: Amoebophrya sp. A25
Lineage: Eukaryota; Dinophyceae; Syndiniales; Amoebophryaceae
Source: the annotation of a GenBank genome assembly